GCAACUCUUGCCAGGGCUGGGGGAGGGGGGCGUUCUUGUGCACCGAUGCUCCGGGUGGUUAGUGGGCUGGAUGGGGAGGAACCAAGAGAGGAGGCUGGGCAUCUCGGGAGAGAGAGCAUGAGCCAUCCCCCCAUGCUAAUGUUCCCUGGCUGGCUCUGGGACCCAGGAGCCCUCCUGCCGUGGGACGGUGCCCAAUCCUCUCCCUCCAGCUGUGGCUCUUCUCUACCCGUCCACACGGAGGUCCUACCUUGGAUGAUGAUGGCUAUUUGUGCCUUGGAAGAGCCUCCUCAGUUUUCUCUCUUGUACAAUGGGGAGGGGGUUGAAUGGCAUCCAGCAGGUCCCUUGUAGUCGCUUUAUUUUACGAUUUUCUUAUAUUUCACUGGGGUCUCUGGGAAGAUACUGGUGAGGGGCCUUGGGGAAAACAUGGGAGCUUUUAGGUUACCGUUUCUUUCCUCUGUUGUCCCCAAACUCCUCAGGAGACUAGGUCUCCGCCCCUUCUGCUUUCUGUUCUCUGCUCUGUCUCUUCCAGGUGGAUGCUGCGUCUCUGUCCCGAAUCUGCAGGGAGGAAGUAGCUCUGAGUUUCUGGGGAGUAAUAGGUUUGGAAACCCCCAGGCUGGCCCCAAGGGCCCCAGCCUGUGGGGAGUGUGACAAACAGGAAAGGGUUAAAAGGCUAAGGCAGGCAGCUUUGGAGGAAGGAUGAGGAGGAUUCAGCCUCGCGCUGCAACCAGUCAGGUGGCAUCUAGGAGCUUCUCUGGAUCGUUUCAGGUGCAUUUUAGCUCCUGGGCUUCCUUAAGGCAGAAAGGUCAUCCUCCAGCUUGCUGAGAACAGUCAGGUUUCAAGGCAGUACUAAGUGCAUCUGCAGAAAGGACUGGGAUACUCCAAACAUUGGAAAUGCAAAGCACGGCCAAUUACCUUUGGCACACGGAAGAUCUCCUGGGCCAGGGGGCUACUGCCAGCGUGUACAGAGCUCGAAACAAGAAAUCUGGAGAACUUGUUGCUGUGAAAGUGUUCAACAAUGCCAGCUACCUACGCCCCCGAGAAGUGCGCAUGAGGGAGUUUGAAGUCCUGAGGAAGCUGAAACAUCAAAACAUUGUCAAGCUGUUCACGGUAGAGGAGAUGGGCGGCGAUAAGGAGAAGGUGCUGGUGAUGGAAUACUGUUCCGGUGGUAGCCUGCUUAGUGUGCUGGAGAACCCCGAGAAUGCCUUUGGCUUAGCAGAGGCUGAGUUUCUGGUGGUCCUGAGCUGUGUGGUGGCUGGCAUGAACCACCUCCGAGAGAAUGGCAUCGUUCACAGGGACAUCAAACCUGGGAACAUCAUGAGACUUUUAGGAGAAGAUGGACAGAGCAUCUAUAAGUUGACAGACUUUGGGGCUGCCAGGGAGCUUGAAGAUGAUGAAAAGUUUGUCUCUGUCUAUGGGACAGAAGAAUACCUGCACCCAGAUGUCUAUGAGCGAGCAGUGCUCCGGAAGCCUCAGCAGAAGGCCUUCGGGGUGACGGUAGAUUUGUGGAGCAUUGGGGUGACUCUGUACCACGCAGCUACAGGCAGCCUCCCUUUUGUCCCCUUUGGUGGACCUCGACGCAACAAGGAGAUCAUGUUCAAGAUCACGACAGAAAAACCAGCUGGGGCUAUUUCAGGGACUCAAAAACGAGAGAAUGGUCCCCUGGAGUGGAGUUACAAGCUGCCUAUCACCUGCAGGUUAUCCUUAGGGCUGCAGGGCCAGCUGGUGCCUAUCCUGGCCAAUAUCCUGGAGGUGGAUCAAGAGAAGUGUUGGGGGUUUGACCAGUUCUUCGCUGAGACCAGUGACAUCCUUCAGCGGAUCGUGAUCCAUGUAUUUUCUCUGUCUCAGGCUGUCCUGCACCAUGUCUACAUUCAUGCCCACAAUACGAUAGCCAUCUUCUUGGAGACCGUGUAUAAGCAGACCAGCGUGGAGCCCAGCCACCAGGGGUACCUCUUUGAAGGCCAUCCUUGCCUCCUGGAGCCCGGCCUUCCUGCCCAACACCUGGCCCAUACCACUGAGCACAGCCCUUUGAUCCUGCUCAAUGAAAAUAAUGAAAAUCCCAUCGGCCUGGCCUUCAGAGACCCAUCCCUGGAUGUUCCCAAGUUUGUGCCCAAGGUGGACCUGCAGGCUGAUUACAACACAGCUAAGGGUGUGCUGAGCGUGGGGCACCAAGUGCUGCGAAUCUCCAGGGCACUGCUGGACGGUCAGGAAAUGAUGCUUCGGGGGCUGCAUUGGGUGGUGGAAGACCUCAAGACGACAUGUGGGCGGACCCUGGAGACCACUCAGUCAGCUCUCUUGUUCCUGAGCCCCAGUCUGGGCACUGAGGGGUUCACCUCCAUGACUGGGGAAGAGAUACCAGAAUUGAAGGAGUCAGCAGACCUGAAGUCAAAGCUGCAGACUAUUAAUGAGAUCCUUUCCAGAUGUUCCCAAAAUAUUGUGGAGACUCAAACUAGUCUAACCAGCCUGUCUUCUGAGCUGGUGAAGAACUGGGAUCAGGUACAUGAAGACAGAAGCACCCAGUGCAUUCAAUGCUGCCUGGACAAGAUGAAUGUCAUCUACAAACAAUUCAAGAAAGCCAGGAUGAGACCAGGGUUGGGAUACAACGAGGAACAGAUCCACAAGCUGGAUAAGGUGAACUUUGGACAUUUAGCUAAAAGACUCCUUCUGGUUUUCCAAGAGGAUUGUGCACAGAAGUAUCAGGCAGCUCUCCUCACCCACAGCAAGAGGAUGAGGACAGUGCAUGAGACAAGGAAACAUCUCUAUCUGGUCAGCAGCUCAGUAGCCACUUGUCAGAAAGAAGCACAAGAAGCCCAGGGGCAACUCAGCAAGGCACUGGAUCGGUUAUCUCGUCGGCUUUGGCAGGGCAGAAUGAAAGCAGCUCAGGAUUCUUCUCCUCCUUUUGCUGCUUAUUCCAGACCCGUACCAAAGGACCUGGUUCUUCACAUUCAAGAGCUCCGAGAGGAAAUGAAGUUACUAGCCUUUGAUCUCCAACACAAUAAUCAGAUCAUUGAGAGGUUAAGUACAGUCCCGUCUGCCCCUGGGUCUUUAAGAGCUGAGAGUGAUGUGGUGGAAUCCUGAACCUUAAGAAAUUGAGCUCAUCAACACCACAGGGAACUGGACACAGGGCAAGGCUGGGCCCCAUAUUUGACCUCAUCCUAAUUCCCUUCUGGCAUCAGGGGUCAGAAUUGCCUCUCACUAGUCUUUCCCAUGGGUUUCAAUUACACUAAGGACCUACAGUACCAGAGAUCUGUGAAACACCCUGGAUUUCCAUGUACUGAGAAGGUCCUGCUUAAGGCUGACCUCUGUGUUAUAAAGGUUUGGUCCAUGUGUAGCCCUGCCUUGUGCUCUUCAGCUCAUAUAGGGAUUGGGAAGAUACCCCUUCCUGGCCCCUUCAGGUUCAGAGGUUUGCUACCCCAGGAAGCGGGAAAGAAACCCCUAGAGAUUUUCUGUGGAUGCUGACCUAAGCUGCUGCCUUCCUUCCUCUGAACGUAUCUGAUGAGAGGCAAUACAUCAUUCUGUUCUGUCCUAUUUCUCCUUAAACCUGAUGUGUUCAGGUGAAAAGUUUCCUGGCUAGUCUUUGGCCUAAAUCCAGAUCAGUAGAGUCAGACUGUAGGAGGAAAUGUAAUCAUUCCUCUAGAGUGAGGACUGAAUAUCUGGGCUGUUCCAUAUACUUCUUUCUGAGAUGCUCAGAAAAGCCUGGAAAAACCAACCAACCAAGAUCGCCCUGCCAGCUAGCAGGAACCCAAAAAACGAGUCUGAAAGCAAUGGAAAAGUGGAUCCGAAGGACCUCAACCCCACUAAAUAAAAAUAUGGCUAACUUU
Messenger RNA from Antechinus flavipes (yellow-footed antechinus), 3818 nucleotides. RefSeq names its product inhibitor of nuclear factor kappa B kinase subunit epsilon (gene IKBKE). Gene Ontology annotation, molecular function: ATP binding; protein serine/threonine kinase activity. The record is from RefSeq and is a predicted model, not a curated record. NCBI's taxonomy places the organism in Eukaryota, Metazoa, Chordata, Mammalia, Dasyuromorphia, Dasyuridae. Gene Ontology annotation, cellular component: cytoplasm. Gene Ontology annotation, biological process: peptidyl-serine phosphorylation. Bases 892 to 3075 code for a protein of 727 amino acids. The transcript is spliced from 21 exons.